AUGUCAGAAUCAUUUGAUAAUGAAAUUGAAGAUCACGUCCAAGAGGACAAUUUCCAAGAUAAUGAUGUACCUGAUGAAGAGAACCAAGAGGAGGGAGAAGCUAUAAUACCCAUGGAUUCCUCGGAGGAGGAAGAAGAAACUGACGAAGAAGCAGCCAAAGAGAAGAGCCUAGAUUUAGACGACGAAGACGAAGUUUCAGAUGACGACCUUGAUCUGUUGGAGGAAAAUACUGGCAUAAAAAUUGCCAGAAGUGAGCCAAAAUUUAAGCGUCUAAAAAGAGGUCGUCAUCAAGAACAUAAACAUGACGUAUCCCGAAUAUUUGAUGAGGACGAGAUAAUGGAGGACCAAUUUGGGAAUGAGUCGGACUUCGUCGUCGACGAUUAUGAAUAUGAAGUUGAUGAUAUUGACCAGGGGGAAAGGACUCAACGAUAUACCACUAAUAAAUCAUAUUUUACCAAGGAGAUGACACCACAACAAAGAACGUGGGUCGAAGUAUUUGAAGAUUUGGAGGGAAAAUAUGCCUAUGCCUUCGAUAUUGAGGAACCAGAUGAACUUGAAUUUGCUGAAGGAAUAGAAGCUAUUUUAGAUCCAAGUGCGCUAAAACAAAUGAGAAUGACGGAAGAGGACAAAAUUAUUAAAACCAAAGAUAUACCAGAAAGAUUUCAACUUCGACCUGAUAUUGUUGCUGAAAGAAAAUUGACCGAUGAGGAAGUCGAAGAAGCCGCCAGAAUUAUUUUCGAUAAUUUUGCAGAAUAUGAUGGUCGUCGUAAAUCCACACCAUUAUUUAUUGCUAUUAAAAGAGUCAUAAAAUGUCUUGGACAGGAGUUCUUGGAGGUUCCAUAUAUUUAUGCAUAUAGACGCGAUUACCUUGCAGAAUUCCAUAAGGAUUCCUCGGUAUCGCAUGAAAUCCUUAAUCGCUCUAAUUUGUGGCAUAUUUACGAUUUGGAGUACAGAUAUAGAUUAUUUAUAGAAAAACGAGAGGCAAUACAAGGAAUGAUUUCCAAAUAUCAAAUAGAUGUUGAUAAUGAAUACAUAUUAAAUCUUCUCGAAUCCGCCUCAAGUGAAGAAGCACUUUCAGAUCUACAUGACUAUAUCCAUCAUAAAUAUUCAAGGAGGAUAGCAUCAUCAUCAGAAGUCUCUAAUACACCUCGUCGCCUAAAAAAAGCAUCAUUUUAUGAGGAAUGCUUGAAUCGAGGGAUUGACAGAUUAAAUAUGGGUAUUGAUGUGGAAUCGUUUGCUAAAAGUCUUAUUGAGGAUAAUCCGAAAAUUUAUCAUCUUACUGAACCUGAGGUUGACCCUUCGAUUGCUGAGCAGUAUUUUAAAUCUAAUCCCAGACUCGCUUUAGCAGAUGCAACCAAAAUGCUUGCUAUGGAUAUUGCAUUUGAUCCAUUAUUCAGGAAAUAUGUUCGCCAGAAUUUCAUCAGAAACAGCGUGAUUUUAGUAAAUCCUGUACAAAGUAUUAGUGAAUCCGAUCCAUCAUGGCCAUUCCGAUUUUUAAGAAAGCAUAUUAGUAAAUUUAGAAAGAGUGGGUUAUUCGCUGAAAUAAUGGCAGCAGAGCUGAAAGGUCAAAUUAAAGUCAAGGUUGUUUUAGAAAAUGAACAAAGAUUUCUUGAAUCCUUGAAAAAACGAAUCAUAAAUAAUGCCGAUGAAUCAGAAAGUCCAUGGCACAAAUAUCGCAUUGACGUCAUUCAACAUUCAUUUAAUAAUGUAUUACACCCUGUAAUGAAUCGCUGGAUUAAGUCACGCCUUACUAAAGAUGCAGAACAAUGGAUCAUGGCGAAGACUAUGGAAAACUUUGAAGAUAAAUUGUAUGUCCGUCCUUUUAAAUCUGCUAGAAUGAGUGCUGACGAAAUUCCACGAGUUGCAGCUUUAUCAUGGGGUCCUGGAGGUCAUCGUAAAACUGAAUGCGUUUUCCUUGAUGAUACUGGAAGACUUGUUGAUCAUAUAAGCUUUACCAACUUAAGAGAAAGAGAUAUGAAAGAAUAUCAUGAUUUCGUUCAAUUCAUUCGUGAAAAUAAACCUCAAGCUAUUGUAGUACGAUGUUACGAUGGACGAACCAAGUAUUUAUUAGAAACCGUACAAGAGGCUGUUGAAUAUUAUAGCAAGCGAGGUGGUGAAGAAAUUCCUGUUAUGGCAAUUAAUGAUGAAGUAGCUAAAUUAUAUAUGUUGUCUCCAAGAGCAAAAAGAGAAUUUCCUGAUUAUGACGAAGUAGCAAGAUAUUGUAUAUCUUUGGCUCGAAUGUUACAAAAUCCAAUUGGCGAAUAUGCUGCUAUUGAAGAAAAAUUACCUCGUGAAAAACUUAUUGAAUGUUUACAACGAGGGUUCAUAAAUGUUAUUACCGAUAUUGGUGUCAGUAUUAAUGAAGUUCUACAUACAAGGAAUAAAAUGGAUCUUCUUCAAUAUGUAAGUGGAUUAGGCCCGCGUAAAGCUGAAGUUUUAAUUAAAAGCAUAGUUGCCGACGGAAUUAUGGAAUUAGAAAGACGUGAUGAUUUAAUAAAAAAUGGGAUAGUAGGAAAAGUAGUUUACACAAAUUGUGCCGGUUUUAUUCGAGUUCGUCCUAAACGACCCGGUUCUUUUGAUGAUACCAGAAUUCAUCCAACAUAUUAUAUUUUGGCACGUAAAAUGGUUUGCGAUGCACUUGAUUUGGAUGAUGAGGAAGCCGAAGAAGAGAUGUACAGUAAUCGCCGUGUUGAUAUUCUUAAACGACUGAUGGCUGAGCCCGAAAAACUUAAUGAUCUUAUCUUGGAUGAUUAUGCAAAAAGUCUUUCAAAAUAUUACGAAUCUCCAUCAAAUCUUAUUUUACAUAAUAUAAAGACAGAACUGAUUAGACCUUUUGCCGAUCCGCGCCGAAAUUUUGAAAUACCAACUACUGAUCAAGUAUUUGAAAUGGAAACGGGUGAAAAUGAUGAAUCUUUAUUCCCGGGACAAAUUGUGGCUGUACAAAUAAUGCGUGUUGAUGAUAAAAUUUUAAAAUGUCGACUUACUGAACAUCAAAUAGAUGGUGUUAUUACUAUCGGUAACAUUGCUGACUAUAGAAUUACACCUCAAGAUGUUCGAUCCCAAUUUUCAGUUGAUCAACCAUUAAAGGCGAAAAUUUUAUCGAUUGAUAAGCAAAGAUUUUCUGCAAAUCUUACCAUUCGUCCAAGAGACCUAAAUAAUAACAGAAAUUUUCAACCUAAACGUAAAAAACUUGAUGAUGAUUUCGAUUAUGAAGCUGAAGCUGAAGCAAUACAGGCAUCAAAGAAAGCUAUUCCCGUUCACAUUCCUGCUCCAAGUCCGAUUAGAAUAAUUCCUCAUCCAAUGUUUCAUCAAAUGACUUACUCGGAAGCGGUCCAAUAUCUUAAAGAUAAAAGUAACGGAUCUUAUGUUGUUAGACCAUCAUCAAAAGGUUUCGGUUAUAUAGCAAUAACUUGGAAAUUAUUUGAAAAUAUAUAUCAACAUGUUGAUAUUGUUGAAAAAGACAAAGCAGGAGUUUCAGUUGGUCGCAGAUUGGAAGUUGAAGGUGGUAAAUACAUAUAUUCAGACUUGGACGAACUUAUUGUGGAAUACGUGGAACAAAAAGCGAGAAGAGCAGAAGAUCUAAUUGCUCAUGCGAAAUUUAAAUCAUCGGAAGAAAAUCUAAGUAAAUUCAUUGACAUUAGUUUGGAAAUGAAUCCAAAUCAUUCCUCAUAUGGAUUUUGCUUUGAUCAUGAAAUGCCGGGUGGAUUCUUUCUCAUGUUUAAAGUGAAUCAAUUUUCGAAUAUUGAAAAUUGGAAAGGAUAUGUUAAGCCGGAGGGAUAUAAAUUUAAAGGAGAAUUGUAUCCAACAAUAAUUGAUAUGUUAUUAAAUGACCCGCCAGAGACACUAAAUCAUACUACGCCUGAAAUUUCCAAUUGUGUGGGUGCAAACUUCAAGUGGCCUAAUUCAACGAAUGAUCUUAACAAAGAAACUGCUUUCCUUUAUAUAGCAGAUGAUAGUGCUUUAGAAUUCGAUGAUGAAACAGGGCGCCGUGAAGAUCUUAUAAAAUCAGCAGUUGAGGUUCAAGUUAGAAUGUUGGGGACAACUGAAUCUGUUAUAAUUAAUUAUAAUUUUCGUGAUCCUGUCGAGAAAAAUAAAUUAUAUAAAUCUAUCAUUGAUUCAGGAGCAGCAGAGACUGCUCUUCCCUACUAUGUCCGUAGCGUACUUGGAAAAAAAGGGGUUUUCCCUUCUCUGGUUUUGCCAAAGGAUAUGGAGAACCUUCUCAUGUUUUUUUUUGCAUCAACGACAUACGAGAUUUCAAUUGGCGAUGACAAGAAUUGGAGUAAAUGA
This is a messenger RNA of Diversispora eburnea, 4287 nucleotides long. Lineage: Eukaryota; Fungi; Glomeromycota; Glomeromycetes; Diversisporales; Diversisporaceae. The record is from the annotation of a GenBank genome assembly.